AUGGAGGGAGGCAGAAGUCCAUCCUUUUCCGUACUUCUUUCAGCGUGUCCCUGCCUCACUUAUCGCAGAUUAGACGAGACGACCGACUGGGGGUCCUCUCGACCCCACCGAACCAACACAGGCCUGUCGCGACCAUACUCCGUCUCCUCUUCCUCCAACACGGGCACAGCACGGCUUAUCUUAAUCCUGGCACCGGCCAGACCGGCACUCGGGCGCCACCAUUUGCCCGGUUGGGCGCAUACUCGCAUUCUUAUUCAUACAUAUUUACACACAUUCACAUAUUCAUUAGUGUUUCUGUUCCACUAA
Protopolystoma xenopodis is the source of this 306-nucleotide messenger RNA. The record is from the annotation of a GenBank genome assembly. Lineage: Eukaryota; Metazoa; Platyhelminthes; Monogenea; Polystomatidea; Polystomatidae.